Aspergillus luchuensis is the source of this 720-nucleotide messenger RNA. Its product is annotated as O-methyltransferase. Gene Ontology annotation, molecular function: O-methyltransferase activity. The transcript is spliced from 2 exons. The record is from RefSeq and is a predicted model, not a curated record. The coding region runs from base 1 to 720 and encodes 239 amino acids. NCBI's taxonomy places the organism in Eukaryota, Fungi, Ascomycota, Eurotiomycetes, Eurotiales, Aspergillaceae.
AUGUCAUCCCCCAACCCCGUCGAUGCCCCGCAACAUGUCCUACAGCUCCUCUCCGAACUUCACAAAAAAUCCCUAGAACAAGAAGCUACAAUUUCCAAGAAUGGCAAGUUCAUUUCUACGGCUGUUCUCGGCAAGGGCCCUGCCGCCAACCCGCAAGCCGAAUUGGACCAACUCAUGCUCGACAAGUUCAUCGCGCUGGACGAAAACAAAUGCCAAUUUACCUAUCAGCUGAUCAACUCCAUGGGCGCUACCAAUAUCAUCGAAGCAGGCACCAGCUUUGGGGUUAGCACUAUCUACCUUGCUCUGGCUGUCGCAAAGACCACCGCGGCGACAGGCAAGUCUGGCACUGUCAUCGCGACGGAGAAGGAGAAAUCAAAGGCAGAUAUUGCGCGGGGCUACUGGCAUCAGUGCGGUGAAAUUGUGGAGAAACAGAUCGAUCUGAGAGAAGGUGAUCUGCUUGAGACCCUGAAGGAAGGGCUGCCGGAGAUUGAUCUUCUCCUUCUUGAUAUCUGGACUCCACUAGCACUUCCUACCCUCAAAACCGUCCUCCCUCGCCUUCGACACGGUGCAGUGGUUCUUACUGAUAAUACGAUCUCCGGCGCUCAGGGCUACGCGGAUCUGCUGUCCUUCUUGAGAUCACCUGAGAAUGGCUUCCGCAAUAUGACGUUGCCUUUCACUAAUGGGUUUGAGAUGAGUGUUUACCUGCCGCAGGGAAAGUGA